GCUAUCCACCCCAUCGCGUUGCCGGAUCGAGCUUGGCUCUCUCGAACCUUGCUUCGCCGCACGGCACCAAAAGCACGGCCGCGCUCUCAUCCCCCUCCACACGUUUCCGCCUCCCGAUCCAUAGCCGCCGUGAGCCGCCGCCGACAUAGCUCCUCCCUCUCGCAGCUCUCCAGCUCUCGGAGGCCCGCGGCUCAUCAACCCGCGCUUCUUCAUUCUCGACAUCUCACCCGGCGGCGCGGACGCGCAGUGCACAUCACGAGCCGCACGGCACAGCCGCUCUUGUUUUCCUUCGUGGGUUGCGGUUCGACGCGGCCACGGGAUGGCGGCGAGCGCUCGGGACAGCGCUGAUGCGGCGGAGCGAGUCGUGGAUGACCACGACGGCUGGGCGUCGGACGGCGAGAUGGGCAUGGAGAUGGAUGUGGAAGGCGAGUUCCACGACCGCGAUGCCGACCGGAGGGAUGGCGGCAUGGAUGGUGAUGAUGAGUACUUGCUGCUCACUAGGAUAAGGGACACAUCAGCAGCUGAAGCAAGGGCAGGAAAGGAUAUACAAGGUAUACCAUGGGAGAGGAUACACAUAGCCAGGCAAGACUACCGAAAAGCUAGGUUGGAACAGUAUAAGAACUAUGAAAAUUUCCCUCAAUCAGGAGAGCUCAUGGAUAAGUUGUGCAAGCAAGUGGAGAAGAGCAGCAAGUAUUAUGAGUUUCAGCAUAACACUAGAUCAGUGAAGCCAUCAAUUCUCCAUUUUCAGCUUAGGAAUUUGUUAUGGGCAACCUCGAGGCAUGAUGUAUAUUUUAUGUCAAAUUCCACAGUAACCCAUUGGUCAUCAUUGUCUCACAAAUUAUCAGAGGUUCUUGACUUCUCUGGGCACAUUGCUCCGGUGGAGAAGCAUCCUGGCAGUUUGCUAGAAGGUUUCUCUGGGGUUCAAGUUAGCACACUUGCUGUGAAUGAGGGUUUGUUGGUAGCUGGUGGUUUUCAAGGAGAACUGAUUGGCAAGGAUUUGGAAGGAUGUAAUAUAAAAUUCUGUGCAAGGACAACUUUGAGUGACAAUGCUAUAACAAAUGCCAUAGAUAUACACAGAUCGACAAGUGGAAGCUUGCGCAUUACGGUAUCUAAUAACGAUUGCGGUGUUCGUGAAUACGAUAUGGAGAGAUUUCAGCUCUUGAACCACUACCGAUAUAACUGGCCAGUUAAUCACACAUCUGUGAGCCCGGAUAAGAAACUUUUGGCUGUGGUUGGAGAUGAUCGGGAUGCUCUUCUUGUGGAUUCACGGAAUGGAAAGGUAACCUCUACCCUAGUUGGCCAUCUGGACUACUCAUUUGCUACGGCAUGGCACCCGGAUAGCCGGACCUUUGCGACCGGGAACCAGGACAAAACCUGCCGUAUCUGGGACACCCGCAACUUGUCGACCUCGCUUGCGGUAUUGCGGGGCAACAUCGGCGCGAUCCGGUGCAUACGCUACUCCUCUGAUGGACGGUUCCUGGUGUUUUCGGAGCCUGCGGACUUUGUUCAUGUGUACAGCGUGGCUGCGGACUACAAGAAACGGCAGGAAAUCGACUUCUUCGGUGAGGUGUCCGGGAUCACCCUCAGCCCUGAUGACGAGUCCCUGUUCGUUGGAGUGUGCGACCGUGUCUAUGCCAGCCUGUUGCAGUACAGGAUGAUCCAUGCAUUCGACUAUCUUGAUUCAUACGUGUGAAAUGGAGCUUUGGUGUUGACGUGUUGUGCUCGGUGCUGGCUGAAUGUCACUUGUUCUCGGUGACGGUUCUGGUGCGCGGUUCAGGGAAUGUAUCUGCCUGCUCUUCUGCGCUAGUUAAUGGCGAAUGAUGAUUCGUUGGGACU
Messenger RNA from Zea mays, 1836 nucleotides. RefSeq names its product Transducin/WD40 repeat-like superfamily protein. The coding region runs from base 320 to 1693 and encodes 457 amino acids. NCBI's taxonomy places the organism in Eukaryota, Viridiplantae, Streptophyta, Magnoliopsida, Poales, Poaceae. The transcript is spliced from 10 exons. Gene Ontology annotation, molecular function: protein binding. The record is from RefSeq and is marked predicted.